AACAUGUUAUUGGCUUAUAGGUAUCAGCCAGUAUUUUUUACAUCGUUUCAUGUCUAAAUUUUAUAUAUGUUCUGUUACUGAACAAAUUACUUCGCUUAGAUUUUUUUUUUCCCCUGAGCUUAUCGCAAUUCAUUCUGGGACAACCUUCUCCGUUAUGGAUUCAUGUAAUGCUGCUUUAAAAAAAGAGCCAAAUGAGGUAUUUAAAAACAGCCUGUAUGCCAUAAAAUGUUGCCUACGUAGGCAGCUCACUAGGUUUGGAACAGAGCCACACUCUUUUUGUGCCCUUUUCCCAGUAGUCCCCUAUCCACUUUCAUCACAGAGCACGGCAUCAAAUAUGAAUGAAAACAUGCAACUCCGACACAGUGCUUAAAUAGAACCAGAAGCAUCUCCGCAGGGACUGACAGAUGCAGCCGAGACUGUGCUGCCAUCGCAGGAUGGAGGGAAAAGCUGGAUGGAGAGAAUGACAAGAAAACAAAAGAAAGAGUGCAACCCCACUCUCCAGGGAGGAAAGGGUUAACCCCAUUACGACAAACCAAUCAGAGGAGGGAGCAACACUGCAAAACCGCCGCAGUGAGUGAGAGAGGGAGACUAAGAUAGAGAAGGAACGAAUGAGAGAGAGAGAGAUGGGGACAAGAGAGGAUGAGGAGGCGCAACGGCAACACUUCAACGCAUCACAGUUUGAAGAGAGCGUGUAGGAUCAAGGCAGAGGAAAAGCAGCAAGACAGAGUUAGCAGGACAGUAGAUCAAAGUCAGGGGACGUCUGUUUCACUCCGCUGGCACCGCUGACAGUUCACACGGACAGCACUUGAUUCAUGCUCCUCAGGGGGAAGCAGGUUCACGACACAAUGACAUGCAACGGCUGCAAAAGUGUGUGCAGAAGAUGCACUUGUGGAUCUCAGAUGAUGCUUUGGUGAAGCUGUAGCUGUUGCACGACAGAUGAGAACUCCGGGAGCGCAAAGGCAGGAUUGAAGGAUUAAAGAGCUGAAGAAAACUGCUUCCAAAGUGCAGUGCAGAGUCUCUCCGGCCUGCAAGGACAUUCCCUAGAGUGGAUUUCCCAGGUGAAGUCAUUCCUUUGCACACUACGGAUGCAGAGUGGUUUUAUAAUGUGCUUCAGACAACACUGACGACGCAGCCUAAAGGUCACCUUCUGUGAGGGGACAGGAAAUUAGAUUUCCAACACCCAGAAUGCACCACCCCCUCAUACUGACCUAAACAAUUUUGUGACCUUGGAUGCUUUGGCAGAUGGCACAUGCAAAUCGGCAAAUCAAUGUGGAUUUAUCACUUUCUAGGGCCCAUAAAAAUGCAAUAACGGGAAUACAUCAGUGUUGAAGGAACGGUGUGAGACCAGGUUACUGGAUUUCUUCAUCCUAAUGGUAUCGAGGGAGAUUAACACAACUUCCCAACCCUAAUGUGGAUAUAAUAAUCAAUCAAAACAAUCGUGUUCAGUUGUCUCUGAAUCACUCGCCAUUUUCUUAGGACUCUUAAACAAACAAGAGCGAAACCUCUGAAAGAGAACGAGAAUGACACCUCUUUGUUAGUUCUGGACAUGGCUAGGGAUCAAACAUAUUGUUUGGUUUUGUAAAAACUAAAGAAACUGCUGCCAAAUUGUCCUCUCUGAACGCUAAGCGAAAAAAUCACUUGGAUUACGAGGAUCAAGAAGCGCAGAAUACUUCCUUGAAAGGCCAUGCCUAAGGCUGAUGUACAAGUUGUACAACUUCCAGAUUAUCUUGACUCGACUGCUGACUCCCGAGGCUGAGAAAGAAGCUGGAAGGGGAAGGGAUAAUGCACGUCCCUCCCGCAACGGAGGAAGAAAGCACCAUGAGUAACGUUACAGUCCUCGACAUCACAGAGUCCGUGAGUCCCGCCAUGACGGUGGCCAGCCCUUACCCUUACACACUCAGCUUCCAGGUGUCCCUGACCGGAUUCCUCAUGCUGGAGAUCGUCCUGGGAUUGAGCAGCAACCUUACCGUACUGGCCCUCUACUGCAUGAAGUCCAACCUGGUCAAUUCUGUCAGCAACAUUGUCACCAUGAACCUCCAUGUGCUGGAUGUGUUGGUGUGCGUUUGCUGCAUCCCUCUGACCAUUGUUGUGUUGAUGCUAUCGUUGCAAGACGACACGGUGCUCGUCUGCUGCUUUCAUGAGGCCUGCGUGUCCUUUGCAAGCGUGGCUACGGCAGCAAACGUACUAGCCAUCACUUUGGACCGAUACGACAUCUCCGUGAAACCAGCCAAUCGUGUGCUGACUAUGGGACGAGCGGUAGCUCUGUUAGGUUGCAUUUGGGUGCUGUCCUUUCUCAGUUUCUUGGUGCCAUUUAUCGAGGUGGGAUUCUUGGGACCGGAGCCCACCAAAGCCAAUCAGACCACCGUUGUCCACGUCAACGAAUAUUACACUGAACUUGGUCUGUACUACCACCUAGUGGCCCAAAUCCCCAUUUUCUGUUUGACUGCCAUCAUCAUGCUAGUCACGUACACCAAGAUCCUACAGGCACUCAACAUACGCAUUGGUACACGCUUCCACGCUACACAGAAGAAGAAGAAAAAGAUGAGGAGGAAAAAUAACUUUUCCCUUAUGUCAACAUCUGAGCAACAGCUGCCCGAGAUCACGGACGCCUCGCAGAGCAGCAACCGAGGAAAUGCUCCGCUUGGCAUGCGCACAUCCGUCUCGGUGAUCAUCGCCCUGCGAAGGGCCGUCAAACGACACCGUGAGCGACGUGAGCGCCAAAAGCGCGUUUUCCGUAUGUCGUUGCUCAUCAUCUCCACGUUCCUCCUCUGCUGGACGCCCAUCACUGUUUUAAACACUGUGAUCCUCAGCGCAGGCCCCAGCGACCUCACCGUCAAGCUCCGAAUGGGUUUUCUGGUCAUGGCCUACGGCACCACGGUCUUCCAUCCUCUCUUGUAUGCCUUCACGAGGCAGAAGUUCCAGAAAGUCUUGAAAAGCAAAAUGAAGAAACGGGUGGUUUCCAUCAUCGAAGCAGAUCCGCUGCCGAACAACGCGGUGAUUCGAAACUCCUGGAUUGAUCCCAAACGGAAUAAGAAAGUGACGUUUGACGAUCACGAAGCCAGGCAGAAAUGCCUAUCAUCCGAAGAUGCAGACUGAAACUACUUUGCGACCUCCAUAACAGGGAGUAGCUCACAUUAAAGCACUGUUAUACAAAAAGGGAACCGUGUUAUGUGAAUAUUAGUCUUACAUGAGCAGAUAUCGAAGAAUCGGUAACUAUUUAUAACAUGGAAUAUAAUAUGAUAGGUUCCAUAGAUUGAUGCUAUUGCAGUAACAUGGCGCAUGUCCUUUAUAAACCACUGUAUGUACUGUAAAUACAUGAAAACUGAGAUUUGUACAUACUCUUUAUCAGUAAUAUUCCAUAUUCAUGACUUGUAGCCUGUGUAUACAUGUAUUUAUAAUAAAUACAUAGGUGGGGAAAAAGAUGAAA
Molecule: messenger RNA, 3427 nt
Organism: Carassius gibelio (silver crucian carp)
Lineage: Eukaryota; Metazoa; Chordata; Actinopteri; Cypriniformes; Cyprinidae
Gene: gpr22b
Product: G protein-coupled receptor 22b
Exons: 3
Coding region: 1783-3096 (437 amino acids)
Biological process (GO): G protein-coupled receptor signaling pathway
Cellular component (GO): membrane
Molecular function (GO): peptide binding; G protein-coupled receptor activity
Source: RefSeq, a predicted model, not a curated record